Molecule: messenger RNA, 1230 nt
Organism: Rotaria sp. Silwood1
Lineage: Eukaryota; Metazoa; Rotifera; Eurotatoria; Philodinida; Philodinidae
Source: the annotation of a GenBank genome assembly
AUGAAAGAAUGGUUAGAAAAAUGCAGUGCCGUUGGUGGUGGUGACGAACCUGAGGCAGUAGCUGAUGCACUUCAUGAUAUUUUAAAACUUUCCUGGCGUUCCGAAGCUACCAAAAUUUGCGUUCUCAUUUCAGAUGCACCUCCUCACGGCCUUAAACAAUGUAGUGACAGUUUUCCUGAUGGAUGUCCUCUUGGUUUUGACCCACUUAAAAUCGCUCGAGAAAUGGCUGAGAAAAGUAUAACACUUUACGUAGUGGGCGUUGAACCACCGAUUGUACCGUAUCGUGAGUUUUUUAUGGCACUGGCACACAUCACCGGUGGGCAAUACGUUCCAAUGGUGAAUGCUAAUCUUUUGGCUCAAAUGAUUAUUGCUGGAGUACGUGAAGAAAUAUCAUUGGAUCGCCUCAUGAAUAGUUCUCGGAAAGACAUUAUUAAUGUUAUACAAAAAGCAACGUCUGAUGGGGUCGACGAACAAGAGACAGCCAAACGACUUCAAAAUGUUUUUAUCUCUAAGAAAAUGCAAGUUAAUCGAAUGAAAAAUGAAGCUGGAGUGCCAUCGAAAGAGGCUGAAGAAUGCUAUGCGAAGUGCAUCGAUAUGGCUGAUAUACAAAGCAAAUACAAAAAGACGGAGCCAACGUCAAAUACAAAUGUGGCUGCAAUGGACUAUAGCUUGCAAGAAGAAGAGAGUGUAACCAUCGAGCAGGCCAAACGUAUUCUUCAAAAAGCAAAAAACUGGGAAAUUCCAUCUAGUAAAAAACGUCAUGAACGUGAAAAACAAUCUUUUACAUCUUCUGAUCGUUCACGAAAGAGUGGACAAAUGCAGAGUGAUCAUCGCACACCAUGCAGAUAUGGUUCAGCUUGUCAUGAUUAUAGUGAUUAUCAUCGAACAAAAUAUUCUCAUGCUCAGGAUGAUGAGAAACAAGAUAUACAAACUAACCAACGGACACCAUGUAAAUAUGGUUCUGAUUGUCAUGAUCAAAGCGAAUAUCAUCGCGCAAAAUAUUCUCAUCCUCAAGGUGAAAAAAAACAAGACAUGCAAACUAACCAACGCACACCAUGUAAAUAUGGUUCUGACUGCCAUGAUCACAGCGAAUAUCAUCGAGCAAAAUAUUACCAUUCUCAUGAUGAUAAUAGACAAGAAAUGCGAACUAUUCAGCGCACACCAUGUAAAUACGGUUCAAAUUGUCAUGAUCAAAGCGAUUAUCACCGAGCUAAAUACUAUCAUCCUUGA